AUGGAGUCCCCCCGAUCCGGUCGAGCCCAGCGCGUGUGCGGAACGUGCAGAACCCGAAAACGAGGCUGCGACAAGCGGUUACCCAGGUGCGGGUUCUGCUUCAGUCGAGGCUAUGCCUAUGCCUGUGAUUACACAGAAGCGCUCGUACCCGACGCUUCGUCCACUGCUGGGCUCCCGUAUAACGGUCCUCGGAAACUCAUUGGGUCCCUGUCUCUUGAUAGCACCGUCAAGGCCCAAGUGGACAGCAUUUUCAAGGCGAUGGACUUGACACCGCAGAUGGUCGAGCAGCGGUACUUCCGAGAUUUCCACCCCAGUCUACCCAUAAUAGCACCACAGACCUCUCCUUGCCGAAUCCACCACGGUCUUGAACGAGCUCCGGCCGAUGCCGCCAUUCUCGUUCUCGCCAUGUUGCUUGUUUCCCACCAGCUCCCCACGGCCGACUCGUUGUACUCGGCACUGCGGAAACUCGUCGUGUCGGUGCAGGACUCGAGGGGGGCGUCAAUCGCUGUGGUCCAAGCACAAUUGUUGAUUGGUGGUUUUGAACAUGCCCAUGGAUGGGUGGAAAAGUCCUAUGUCUCUGUCGGGGUUUGCGCCAGUCUGGCCCGGAUCCUUAGGAUCAACGUGAAUCGGACCGGUGGGUUCUCCGCUGACAGUACGCACAAGGGCCUUGCAGACCAGGAGGCCUGGAAUUUAUGGUGGGGAAUCAUCGUGCUAGAAAGCGUCGUUCUGUCCGAACUGCCCCACGUGUUGGCACGGUCCAUCGCAGAGGAUCUGGAGGAAGGUGUCAGCCUGCCGUCCGAUCUUGUCGAAUUGCCAGGCACCCCGACGUGGUCUCCAUCCCGGGACGCAAUGUUCCAUUCUCCCGCCGAGAACGUCAGCAGGUUUGGACGGCAAGUACAGGCCGUGUUGCUGCUUAGUCGAGCCGUCCGGCUUUCGCGACGUCCGCUGGAGCCUGAUGGCAGCCUGUCCAGACUUAAAGCGCUGGACAAGCAGACAAAGGUCUUUAUCGGCCUGCUGCUGAAGGAGGGAAUUCAAGCGUCCAAUUCGCGAGAGGGUGCCCUCCCCAUUGCCGUGAGAUCUCUUUUCGUAUUGCACGAAGACUUUGUGGAGAACAGCCGGCCUCUCCUGAGCGCCGACGACAUAGAUUGGUCGUGGGCGACGUUGGAUACGGUUGUCACCAUGUUGAUCGAUGCGGCCUAUGAUCACAUGAGGGAGAGUGCUUGCCCUCACGCUCUCCUCCUGUGCUGCGCAGCCAAUCUCCGAUCGAGCUCGAAACACAUGUCUCGUUACAAUGUUGGCGGCUCCAAAGACCUCGACGCGGGUGUCCUUCGUGACCUGGAAGUUGUAGUUAGCGCCGUGCGGAGGUGUGGAACUCAUGUGUAG
Exophiala xenobiotica is the source of this 1383-nucleotide messenger RNA. RefSeq lists its product as uncharacterized. Bases 1 to 1383 code for a protein of 460 amino acids. The record is from RefSeq and is a predicted model, not a curated record. Gene Ontology annotation, cellular component: nucleus. Gene Ontology annotation, biological process: regulation of DNA-templated transcription. The transcript is spliced from 3 exons. NCBI's taxonomy places the organism in Eukaryota, Fungi, Ascomycota, Eurotiomycetes, Chaetothyriales, Herpotrichiellaceae. Gene Ontology annotation, molecular function: DNA-binding transcription factor activity, RNA polymerase II-specific; zinc ion binding.